This is a messenger RNA of Anopheles bellator, 2042 nucleotides long. Its product is annotated as probable G-protein coupled receptor Mth-like 11. Gene Ontology annotation, molecular function: G protein-coupled receptor activity. The transcript is spliced from 7 exons. Gene Ontology annotation, cellular component: membrane. NCBI's taxonomy places the organism in Eukaryota, Metazoa, Arthropoda, Insecta, Diptera, Culicidae. The coding region runs from base 356 to 1645 and encodes 429 amino acids. Gene Ontology annotation, biological process: G protein-coupled receptor signaling pathway; cell surface receptor signaling pathway. The record is from RefSeq and is a predicted model, not a curated record.
CGCCAGUCCUCGACCAGCGAUCGCACCGGCCGGGUUAGUGUGGCGCCGCCGCGCGAGUAGCAAGUAGUAGUCCCCCGCAGUUACAACACGCCAAACCUCGGAAGUAGACGGCGGACCAGCAGAGAAAGAAAAAACCAAAACACCGUAAGUGCCGUGAUUGGGGCAGCCCCAACUAAACGAAGGGCAACCGGGCGUUGCGUUGCAGUGCAGAAAAAUAGUUUAGUGCAUUCCUCGGUGCAGGACCUUCCGAAAGCAUACUCAUACCGAACUGGCCAACCGACCGACGGGUUCGCCAGUCCGCGCGAGUUGUGGACGUAAUUCAUCAGAAAGCUGAGCUGAGUUUAAGGGAGUUAAAAUGGCGAAAAGUCCCACUAGGAAGUCCCUGCUACGGACCUCGCUCGUGCUGCUGGUUUCGGUGGUGGCACUGGCGGGUGGGGAAGCAGCACCGAACUACGAUUCGAAAGCCAUCCAGUGCUGCACGCCGGGCUACAUGAUCGACGGUAAGGCGCAGCGGUGCAACCGAGCGGACGGGAACUACAGCGCACCGAUGGGGCUCAGCUGCAACGCCAGCUACAUGAUCUUCCGCGACAUGGAGCAGGAGGUGUACGUGACCGAGGUGGGCGAUAUGAUCGACGGAGAGGCUCGGGUCCCGCGAGAUGAAUUCUGCGUCGGCCACACCGUGUCCGAGGAUCGCGCCCAGGGAGUGUUUGUGGUGUGCUUUAACGUGUCCCACCUGGACUCGCUGGCCUCGAUGCUGGUAGCCAAGGGCACCAUGUUGCUGGUGUCCGUCGCCUUUCUUCUCGUCACCCUGUACAUUUACUACAUCAUCCCGGAUUUGCGCGAAACGCAGGACAAGGUCACGUCGACGGCGGUCGGCUGUCUGGCGGUGUUUAUGUUUCUGCUCAGCCUCAUCCAGCUGUACGUGCCGAUGGUUCACACCCCGUUCUGCACCGUGAUAGCGUUCCUGAUGUACUUCUUCCUCGUGAGCUAUUUCGCUUGGUUAAACAUGGUCAUGGCUAACGUAUGGAAAUUGACGGUGGCACGCCGAUGGAAGAUCAAGGAACGAUCCUGGUACAUCUUGAACCACAUCUACGCCGUAACGGUCGCGCUGACGCUGACGGCCAUGGUCUACAUCUAUCACAGCCGGUACGCAACGUUCGGGGAGCACUCCUGUUGGUUCCGAACCGAACGGGAGCAGUCGUACUUCGUCUAUCUGCCGCUGAGCGUGAUGUUGAGCAUAAACAUUUUCCUGUUCGUCUGGACGAGCUUCCAUCUGCACUCGAGCGGCGACGAUAUCAGCCCGGACCGGAAGAAGGCCCUGCGGUACAAGUGCAUGCUGUACUUGAAGCUGUUUCUGCUAUCCGGUCUCAUCUGGAUAUUCGAGAUACUGUCCUUCCACAUGGGCGAAGGGUUGGUGCCGCAGUCGUGGUUCUGGAUCGUGGUCGAUGCCGUCAACUGCCUGCACGGCGUGCUGAUAUUUUUCGUGCUGAUCGUCUGGCGGCAGCGCAUCAAGCGAGAGCUGGCCAACCGGCGAGUGUUUUGUUUCCGUGCCCCGGCCCGGUGGGCCGAGCUGAAGGACGACGAGCAGGAGCACCUGCACGAGGACGGUCGAGACACCGGAAAGUAUGACCUUAUCAUCAAGUAAACAUGGAACGCGGUCACCUGUGGCUAUUUUGGACGUGGACGUAGUUGCUAUUAGCACCAAGAAAACGGUUUCCCCACAGUAUCCACCGAUAACCCAGUGAAGGGCGACUUUUGACGCCAACCCACACUACAGACCCCCAAGUGAAGUGGCGCAUCGAUUUGUUAAACUAAACGGACCACCAUUCGUUAAGCAUCGCGCCGUAGGCUAGAGUUAGGCGAGGUAACGCGCAAGGGAGUUUCUUAUAUACGCCAAACGCCAAACAGUUAUUGAGAAAGUUGCGUCAAGCAUACAACUUAUUACUACAAAUGCCUUGGUAUUGCACCGUGUGCAACUUAAGGUUUGUGUCGGUUAAACUAGUGUAAGGAUUAAUGGAAGUGCAUUGCCGAAAUUUGAAUAA